Messenger RNA from Heterotrigona itama, 379 nucleotides. NCBI's taxonomy places the organism in Eukaryota, Metazoa, Arthropoda, Insecta, Hymenoptera, Apidae. The record is from the annotation of a GenBank genome assembly.
AUGUCCUUAAUGCGAAAAAAAAAAGAAAAAAAAGAAAUAAAGAGUUUUGUGAAAAAUCAUUCAAAUUUGUUGAAAUACAUCAUUGCAGAUCUGGAAAAUUUCCAUAAGAAUUUAUGCGAGUUGGCUAUUUCCAAUUAUUCUGGGAAAAGAAUUGCAAAAAGCGACGAGGACGAAGUCGAAAUUGCGAAAUAAUGGUGAAGAGUCUUGCGAAGGCUACUUGCAAGGGGGAGGGGUGAGGCCGACUCUCGAAACUAUCCACGUUCGAGCAGCUGUCGUAUUAAUUAAACAAAUGAACGUGGCUGCCGGGCUUAUCGAACAUCAAAGACGAGAAAUCGCGAGUAGGAUGAAUGGUAGCCCGCUGCUAAGCCGGCUACAGUAG